Molecule: messenger RNA, 1332 nt
Organism: Camelina sativa (false flax)
Lineage: Eukaryota; Viridiplantae; Streptophyta; Magnoliopsida; Brassicales; Brassicaceae
Source: RefSeq, a predicted model, not a curated record
AUGGGUAACAAACAAGUUGAAGGCGAGGACUAUGGUGAAACUUUUUCACCAGUGGCAAGAAUGGGUACGGUUAGGCUAUUCUUGGAGACGGCUGUGAAAUAUGGUUGGAAGGUUCAUCAAAUGGAUGUUCAAAACGCAUUUUUACACGGCGACUUAGAGGAAGAAGUCUACAUGCGUUUGCCUCCUGGUUAUCAACUACCUGACAAGAACAAGGUAUGUCGUUUGAGAAAAUCUCUCUAUGGUCUUAAACAGGCACCGCGAUGUUGGUUUGCAAAACUGACAACAGCUUUGAAGGAUUAUGGAUUCGUUCAGUCCUUAGCCGAUUACUCAUUAUUCACUUAUGAGCAAGGUGCAGUUCGCAUACAUAUACUAAUCUAUGUGGAUGACCUCAUAAUAGCUGGCAGUAAUGAGGAUGCAACGGCAAAGUUUAAGGACUACUUGGCAUCCUGUUUUAAGAUGAAAGACUUGGGAGAGUUGAAAUAUUUCUUGGGCAUCGAAAUAGCAAGGAAUGAAUCUGGUAUGUAUUUAUGUCAGAGGAAGUAUGCGCUAGAUAUUAUUGCAGAGACGGGUUUACUUGGCUGCAAACCAGUGAACUUUCCUUUAGACCAGAAUCAUUCUCUGCAGUUUUCAAAAUCUCGCAUCUUGAGUGAUCCAACACCUUACAGGAGACUACUCGGCCGGUUGAUAUAUUUGGGGGUAACAAGGCUGGAUUUAGCUUACUCGGUACAUUUAUUAGCUCAGUUUAUGAAGGAACCAAAGGAGGAUCACUGGCAUGCAGCGAUCCGAGUGGUUAACUACUUGAAGUCUGAUCCUGGUCAAGGUAUCCUAUUACGCUCUGACAAUGAUUUUCAAGUAACUGGAUGGUGUGAUUCGGACUGGUCUCGUUGUCGUAUGUCACGCCGCUCAGUUACAGGUUACUUCAUUCAACUUGGCAACUCUCCUGUGUCUUGGAAAACGAAAAAGCAAAAGACAGUGAGUCGAUCGUCAGCGGAAGCAGAAUACAGGGCGAUGGCAGAUCUGGUUCAGAAACUAAUAUGGCUAAAGCGCAUGCUACACACGUUGGGAGUUUUUCAUGUUCAGCCAAUGAAUGUUUAUUAUGAUAGCAAAUCAGCAAUCCACAUAGCGUCCAAUCCGGUGUUUCACGAGCGAACGAAACACAUAGAGAACGAUUGCCACUUUGUAAGGGAUGAGGUUGUUUCCCGAAAUAUACUUCUCCAACAUGUUAACACAAAGACACAACUCGCGAAUAUAUUCACCAAGCCGUUGGGCACAGAGAGUUUUGAAGAUUUUCGGUCCAAGCUGGGCAUACUCAACCUGUAUGGUCCAGCUUGA